AUGCCUGUAAGUCCCCAAUACCGUCUGUUUCAGCACCGGUAUUAUUUGGAGCAAAGUGAGAGGGAUGCAGGGAUAUCGCAUCUGUGGCAUGCCCACCGGCUUGCAGAGGCACGAUUGCGGCCUGGCAAAGGCAUUGCCGACGCGCCCGAAGUGGACUUCCGCCAUCCGGAGUUGAUGGACAGAGAGCAGACGAAAGCAUGCGCGCUGAUGACUCGUUUGCAGCGUCGUGUUUUGGAUGAAGAGAAGCGUAUUGUGAAAGCAAACAAAAACCUGCUGGAUCGUAUUCUUGACGUGAAUGAAGAUAAGUACCGAGAGCGUCGGGGAAUGAACAACCGUCCAUCGGAAGAGGAGCUACGUAGGUGGUUUCGUGCGGAUGAACAGGCGAGGGCACGGCAGCGGGUCCGUGGGGUUCAAGAGGCAGAUAAGCAAAAGCAGAAUCUGAUCAUCAUGAGACAACUGAUAGAUGUAAAGCCCUCCGUGGAUACAGCGAGGCAACUUGACCAGUGGUACAAGAGGGAACACAGGAAACAAGUUAAGCAGCUGUCUCAAUUCAAACGAGUGGAGCCGUUUGCAGGAGCCAACGUGCUUCGCAAGGAGUGUGGUUUGAAAUUGGCGGAAAAGGAGGCGGGCCGUGUUGAGUUCCGAACUGCCGCACGAAAACCGUUUCUGUGGAGAGAGCACAAGGUGCCUACUCUCAUUGAUGCGCUUUAUUCAGGCCCUUUGCUCCCGUCGCUGCAGGAGGCAUCCAUGAAUUACGUCCAUGGGAACCUCACACUGAAUAAUACAGAAAGUUUUACCUCAACUUGGACUUUGCCGCGGCGACGGAAGGAGAAAAAGCCAGAAUGGAAGAGUAUUUCCGCCUUAGAUGUCACCCUGAUGAAUUACGCGAACGAUAUCAUGCUGGCCCGAGGUGAGGAUGUCCCCAUAGUUCGUCGCGAAGAAGAAAACGGCGUCACUCGUUUGUGGCGAGAGGGUUUGGAUCAAAACCACCGGGCAAGGGAACGACGCGGCAAGGCAGCAACGCGACAGGACAAUGGCAGCGUAAUGGGUGACGCAAACGAGGGGGACAACCGGCGGAUUUCUACAAACAGCAUCAACUGGGACAAAAACCGCUGGAGGUCUAGAAAAAGCAUCCUUACAUUGUUGCGAUCGAAAGUGUCAGGGUCCGCGGAGAAGACAACUUUGAUUGCGACUAACAAUGUAAGGUCUACCUCCUUUCAGGAGGGCGAUGUGCGAGAGAAGCCUCCUCGACUGGGAAAAUCAACCAGUAUAAGGUUUGAAGAGGAUGGGGUUCCCUUUUUAGGGAUGGCGAACACGGAAUCAGACCGAUUAUCUUUUGUUUCUGCCCAGGCGUACAAGGGCGAUGCGGAUUCCGACCAGGUGUACAUGAAACGCACUGAUAUGGGCCAGGCGUACAAGGGCGAUGCGGAUUCCGACCAGGCGUACAUGAAACGCACUGAUAUGGGCCAGGCGUACAAGGGCGAUGCGGAUUCCGACCAGGCGUACAUGAAACGCACUGAUAUGGGCCAGGCGUACAAGGGCGAUGCGGAUUCCGACCAGGUGUACAUGAAACGCACUGAUAUGGGCCAGGCGUACAAGGGCGAUGCGGAUUCCGACCAGGCGUACAUGAAACGCACUGAUAUGGGCCAGGCGUACAAGGGCGAUGCGGAUUCCGACCAGGCGUACAUGAAACGCACUGAUAUGGGCCAGGCGUACAAGGGCGAUGCGGAUUCCGACCAGGUGUACAUGAAACGCACUGAUAUGGGCCAGGCGUACAAGGGCGAUGCGGAUUCCGACCAGGUGUACAUGAAACGCACUGAUAUGGGCCAGGCGUACAAGGGCGAUGCGGAUUCCGACCAGGUGUACAUGAAACGCACUGAUAUGGGCCAGGCGUACAAGGGCGAUGCGGAUUCCGACCAGGCGUACAUGAAACGCACUGAUAUGGGCCAGGCGUACAAGGGCGAUGCGGAUUCCGACCAGGCGUACAUGAAACGCACUGAUAUGGGCCAGGCGUACAAGGGCGAUGCGGAUUCCGACCAGGUGUACAUGAAACGCACUGAUAUGGGCCAGUUUUUGGAAAAACGUUCAGAUGGCCGCCGUACUUUGGCGGAGUGGGCCGCAGAAUUGCGCCGAUCAACAAAGCCUUAUGUGCCGUACUAA
Messenger RNA from Trypanosoma cruzi, 2160 nucleotides. RefSeq lists its product as uncharacterized. The transcript has a single exon. Lineage: Eukaryota; Euglenozoa; Kinetoplastea; Trypanosomatida; Trypanosomatidae. The record is from RefSeq and is a predicted model, not a curated record. The coding region runs from base 1 to 2160 and encodes 719 amino acids.